UAGCAUGCUGUCAUGAAUAGUUCAACGAAUACUAAUGUGUUGCGACGCAUGAUUGACGGUAUUUAAUUAAGCGAAGUAUUUUUAAUAAAUUCAUUUCUACUGUUAAAAUAUGUGGUUGCAUAUAAAGAUGUCGGAAAUAUAUAGAUCGAAAAAAUUUAAGAAUUGCUGACGAGCAAAAUAUGAGAGAAAUUAAAUAAUAAAAUUAUGUACAUACGUCCGCACAACGACUUCAAAAGAUAAAUUUUUUGAUACAUCAAAUUUAAUUGAUAUGAUUUUUGUCUGAUAUAUAAGAAAGAUAAUUAAAAAAAAUCAUGUCAAGUGCAAUAGCAAAGGAGAAGCAUGCUAAAUAUUUCCAAAGAUUAUUACAAGUUAUGCCAAGUAGGUUGGCAGAAUUAGAUUCUAGCAGAUCAGUCAUAGCAUAUUUUGCUAUAUCUGGAUUAGAUGUAUUAAAUUCUUUGGACGAAAUUGGAGAUGAUAUGAAAGCAGGUAUAGUGGAUUGGAUUUAUAGACUUCAAAUUGCAGGAGCUGGACCACGUUCUGGCUUUCAAUCAUCUACAACAAUACCAAAAGAGGCCUCAAAGUAUCGAUGUGGUCAUUUAGCGACAACAUAUACAGGAUUAGUUACUCUUGUAAUUGUUGGGGAUAAUUUAGAUAGAGUGGAUAAAAAAUCUAUUAUCGAAGGAGUACGUGCCUGUCAAAACCCCGAUGGAUCCUUUAAAGCUAUUGAAAUGGGAUAUGAAAGUGAUAUGAGAUUUCUUUAUUGCGCUUGUUGUGUUUCUACAAUUUUGGAUGAUUGGUCUGGUGUAAAUAAAGCAAGUGCCAUCGAUUAUAUUUUAAGAAGCAUUUCGUACGAUGGAGCAAUUGGCCAAGGUCCUGGACUUGAGUCUCAUGGAGGAUCUACAUUUUGUGCUAUAGCCAGUUUAUUUCUUAUGAACGAGCUUCAUAAUGUAUUAACUCAGCAACAUUUAACUAGACUAAGGCGAUGGUGCCUAAUGAGACAAGAUGGUGGUUUUCAUGGUAGACCAGGGAAACCAUCUGACACUUGCUAUAGUUUCUGGAUUGGUGCAACAUUACAACUUCUUGAUGUUGGAUCAUUGUCAAAUCGUGAUGCAAAUAAAGCAUUCCUAUUAAGAACACAAGAUGCAUUAGUAGGUGGAUUUGCAAAAUUUGAUAAUUGUACUUCAGAUCCUUUACAUACAUAUCUAGGAUUAUGCGGUUUGAGCCUAUUGGGAGAGCCUGGUCUCAGUUCACUAAAUGCAGCUCUCAAUAUUUCUGAACGAGCUUAUAGACAUUUACAAAAACUUCAUGAAACAUGGCGACUACAGUGAUGAUAAUAUAAAUUAAAGAACUGUUCGUUAUCAUAUCAAGCGCACAGAUAAAAAUAUAUCGAAUGGUAUAUUUACAUUUGAAUAUUGAAAUAUAUAGUGCCCGCUGUGUUAUGUACGCUGAAGAAACAUUAUUCUAAAAAUAGUCAAUUACUGUCUAUAUUAAUUGGAACAUUAUACUUUCUUAAUAUUUCAUUUGAAAUAAUGACAAAAACUAAAAUUCUUAAGUACAAUAUUAAUAAAUAUAAAAGAUGAUUUAGAAAAUUGAUAAAAAAGA
Vespula vulgaris is the source of this 1602-nucleotide messenger RNA. RefSeq names its product geranylgeranyl transferase type-1 subunit beta (gene betaggt-I). Gene Ontology annotation, molecular function: CAAX-protein geranylgeranyltransferase activity. Gene Ontology annotation, cellular component: CAAX-protein geranylgeranyltransferase complex. The transcript is spliced from 3 exons. The coding region runs from base 312 to 1328 and encodes 338 amino acids. Gene Ontology annotation, biological process: protein geranylgeranylation. Lineage: Eukaryota; Metazoa; Arthropoda; Insecta; Hymenoptera; Vespidae. The record is from RefSeq and is a predicted model, not a curated record.